UAGUUAGUAGCCAGCUUGCGGGAAAGCGAGUUUCAAGCGGAUUUUCGAGUAUACAAAGCAGUGGCGGUCACACGCGACAUUUUACUGAAUAAAUACAAAGAAAUUGCAAGUGAUACCAAAAUAUACUCUACCUUCUCGUUUGUACGAGGAAGGACAUUUCACGAGCGGAGGAUAAACACACUUAUUUGUAAUUUUAAUAAAUAAAAUGCAAUUCUACUUCAGUGCCUUUGCACUUGUGUGCCUGCUGUGCACCGUGGCACUUUGGUCGGAUUACAUUCGAAGCGCACAUGGCUUGUCCAGAGUUGAUUCGGUUCACAGCUCUAGAGGAUUUAAUUUUGGUUCGGUUAAUGGCGGUGGCGGUGGCCGUGGCGACGGUGGGCCAAAUAGGGUGUCGAAUGCAACAGUUAUGUCGCGUCAAUUAAUUAGCGGCAGCAUUCCGCCAUUUAAUUCCCCAAACAUUAUCUCGUCGUAUUGUGUCUGUGUGCCACCCGGCUCUUGCGCUAAUGCAAUACCAACAGUCCCAACUGAUGGUAGUGGACAAAUCGACAUACGAAUCGUGAACAAUCCGUCGUUCAUGCCCACAGCACCAACAACCUGCAGUUACGGACUGAUACUUUGCUGUCAGGCGGGCUCAUACCAAUGUGGACACCGUUACGCACCACCGCCGGGCAGCGCACAAGGUAGUGCAGGUCAAGCGCAAUUUGGCGAAUUUCCAUGGGUGACAGCCUUGCUUACCAGUUCUGAUCUAUAUUUGGGCGCAGGAGCACUAAUCUCUGCGCAACAUGUCCUCACGGCUGCUCACAAAGUGUACAAUAUUUCCACAUCGACCUUCAAGGUGCGUGUUGGUGAAUGGGAUGCCGCGAGUACCUCGGAACCGAUACCCGCACAGGAUGUGCUCAUCGGUAGCGUGUUUUUGCAUCCAAAUUUUAAUUCAAAUAAUUUACAAAAUGAUGUCGCCAUCAUUCGACUUGCUACCGCUGUCUCGCUCACAACGAAAUCUACUGUGGGCACAGUCUGCUUGCCGACAACAACUUAUGUGGGUCAAACAUGCUAUGUAGCUGGUUGGGGUAAAAACGAUUUCGGACCAAACGGUGCUUAUCAGGCUAUAGAACGCAAAGUGGAUGUGCCACUUAUAACGAACACGGCUUGUCAGCAAUUGUUGCAGGCCACACGUCUGGGAACGUCUUUUCGACUAAACAAUAGCAGUUUCAUUUGCGCAGGCGGUGAGGCUGGUAAGGAUGCGUGCACGGGUGAUGGUGGCUCACCGCUCGUUUGUAGUAACAACGGUUUGUGGUAUGUGGUCGGAUUGGUGGCUUGGGGCAUUGGCUGUGGUCAGGCUAACGUUCCUGGUGUUUACGUGAAUGUUGCCACAUAUCUGCCGUGGAUUCAAACUAUUUUAGCUUCGUCUUAAGGCGGAGGAAAAUUUGCGUGUGCAGCGAAAAAAACUUUAGCUUUAAUACAAUAUUUAAAUAUUUGUCUUUAAAUAUAUAUGUAACCAUUUAAUACUUUACGCUAUCUUAAAAAAAAUUAAUAAAGUUUUGAAGAUACGUAUGUAAUAGUA
Anastrepha ludens (Mexican fruit fly) is the source of this 1561-nucleotide messenger RNA. Its product is annotated as phenoloxidase-activating factor 2. The coding region runs from base 206 to 1411 and encodes 401 amino acids. Gene Ontology annotation, biological process: proteolysis. The transcript has 5 exons. Gene Ontology annotation, molecular function: serine-type endopeptidase activity. The record is from RefSeq and is a predicted model, not a curated record. NCBI's taxonomy places the organism in Eukaryota, Metazoa, Arthropoda, Insecta, Diptera, Tephritidae.